Cutaneotrichosporon oleaginosum is the source of this 867-nucleotide messenger RNA. RefSeq lists its product as uncharacterized. The record is from RefSeq and is a predicted model, not a curated record. Gene Ontology annotation, molecular function: lipase activity. NCBI's taxonomy places the organism in Eukaryota, Fungi, Basidiomycota, Tremellomycetes, Trichosporonales, Trichosporonaceae.
AUGGCUGAGCGCCCAGGCUUUUUGCUCACUCCAAUCCCAAAGAAGGAGAAGGACCACAUCAACAAAGGCCAGCUCGUCAUUCACUGCCACGGAGGAGGCUACACUCGAGGACAUCCUUUGUGGACGCCACUUAGCGCCAAGCUCACACGCGACACGCGCACCCCAAUCCUCUCGGUCCAGUAUCGAAAGUGCGUGACCGAAGCGACUGCGUAUCCGGCGCCCCUGCUCGACGCACUCUCUGCAUACCACUAUGCGACGCACGAGCUUUGGUACGCGGCGCGCGAUAUUGUGCUGGUUGGCGACAGCGCCGGCGGUAACCUCGUGCUGGCCGUCAUGCAGAUGCUCUCCAAAACCGGGCAGCAGCUGCCGCGCGGAGUGGCACUCAGCUCGCCGUGGUGCGACCUGACAUUCUCUCACCCAUCAAUCUGGCACAACAGCUACGUCGACUACCUGGCACUAAACGCGGGCAAAGCUGUCGUUGCUAGUGUGGCUCGACACUACACUCCGAGCGCGAUUCGAGGGCCCCUCCUCUCUCCAGCACUGGCACCCGCUGGAACGUGGAAGCGCUUGGCGGGGGAGCGGGUGAAGAAGGAGGUCGGGACGCGGGUGUUUGUCCAGGUCGGCUCAGGCGAGGGCAUGUACGACGAAGCCAUCGCACUAGCAGAUACCAUGCGCGGUGACGGCGUGCGGGUCGAGAUCGACGUCGAGGAGGGCGGCCUUCACUGCGGCGCUCUCACCGGAUUCCUCGGUGAAGAUGCGUAUACAAAGUUUGCAGAGGGCACCGAGCGGCUCCUCCGGGGCGGGGGGUUGCGCCGCGAGUCGAUGAACAUUGGCGAGGUGGCGGACAAGGCUCUCAGCCUGUUGUAG